Baudoinia panamericana UAMH 10762 is the source of this 3100-nucleotide messenger RNA. RefSeq lists its product as uncharacterized. Gene Ontology annotation, biological process: transcription by RNA polymerase II; positive regulation of mitotic recombination; nucleotide-excision repair. The transcript is spliced from 2 exons. The record is from RefSeq and is a predicted model, not a curated record. Gene Ontology annotation, cellular component: nucleus. The coding region runs from base 189 to 2600 and encodes 803 amino acids. NCBI's taxonomy places the organism in Eukaryota, Fungi, Ascomycota, Dothideomycetes, Mycosphaerellales, Teratosphaeriaceae. Gene Ontology annotation, molecular function: damaged DNA binding; DNA helicase activity; hydrolase activity, acting on acid anhydrides, in phosphorus-containing anhydrides.
CUAGUGCCUAUUUGUGCAGCAGUAUUAAAGUCCGUGCUCACAGAUGCCUACCAACAUGUACAUGUGCGUCGCUGUUGGACUGGGCGCCGCUUGCCUUAGCCUGACCGCGUGCUUCAUAACCGACAAAACGUACCGUCGCCGUCAACCGCAAGCUUGUUGCAUGCCAACACGCUACACAUCAAGCCACCAUGAGGUUCAUGAUCGAUGACUUACCUGUGCUGUUCCCAUAUCCCAGGAUAUAUCCUGAGCAAUAUGCCUACAUGUCGGAUCUCAAACGAACGCUUGACGCGGGCGGCCACUGCGUGCUUGAGAUGCCUUCGGGAACCGGCAAGACAGUCUCUUUACUUUCACUUAUUGUUGCAUAUCAACAGUUCUACCCAGAACAUCGCAAAUUGAUCUACUGCUCACGUACGAUGUCGGAGAUUGAGAAGGCUCUGGCUGAGCUGAAGGCACUAAUGAAGUACCGAGCUGAUCAGCUUGGUGAGGUGGAAGACUUUCGAGGACUGGGCUUGACCAGUCGGAAGAACCUUUGCCUACAUCCGUCAGUAAAACGUGAGAAGAGCGGCUCUGUCGUCGAUGCGCGCUGUCGUAGCCUGACUGCCGGCUUCGUGAAGGAGAAGAAGGAACGUGGCGAAGAUGUUGAUUUGUGCAUCUACCACGACAACCUCGACCUUCUCGAGCCGCACAAUCUAAUACCACCCGGUGUCUGGACGCUUGACGGCAUGUUACGCUACGGUGAGCAGCACAAGCAGUGUCCCUACUUCACCGCGCGGAGAAUGAUGCCAUUCUGUAACGUGAUCAUCUACUCAUACCACUAUCUGCUCGACCCCAAGAUCGCCGAGCGUGUCUCCAGAGAGCUGUCAAAGGACUGCAUCGUUGUGUUCGACGAAGCACACAAUAUUGACAAUGUCUGCAUCGAGUCACUAAGCAUCGACUUGACAGAAGAGUCCUUGCGACGAGCCGGUCGAGGCGCGCAGAACCUUGAAGACAAGAUCAAGCAGAUGAAGGAGACCGACGCUGAGAAGCUUCAGAACGAGUAUGCAAAGCUUGUAGAAGGCUUACGGGAAGCAGAUCAAGCACGCGAGGAAGAAGCGUUCAUGUCGAAUCCUGCUUUGCCAGAUGACCUACUAAAAGAGGCUAUACCAGGCAACAUCCGCCGAGCCGAGCACUUCACAGCCUUCCUAAAAAGAUUCAUUGAGUACCUCAAGACGCGUAUGAAAGUGUUGCAUGUCAUUUCCGAGACGCCACCCUCGUUCCUGGCGCAUCUGAAGGAGCUGACCUUCAUCGAGAAGAAGCCGCUGCGCUUCUGCGCCGAGCGUCUCACCUCGCUUGUCCGGACUCUCGAACUCACCAACAUCGAGGACUACCAGCCGUUGCAGGAAGUCGCCAGCUUCGCCACUCUCGUUGCAACAUACGAGACCGGAUUCUUACUGAUACUGGAACCUUACGAAUCAGACACCGCUACCGUACCCAAUCCAGAGUUGCAUUUCACCUGUCUUGACGCAGCAAUCGCCAUCAAGCCGGUCUUUGAUCGCUUCAGCUCCGUCAUCAUCACCUCUGGAACCAUCUCGCCGCUUGAGAUGUAUCCGAAGAUGCUGGGCUUUAGCACCGUCGUUCAGGAAUCGUAUGCCAUGACGCUCGCGCGUCGCUCUUUCUUACCGAUGAUAGUCACACGCGGCUCAGAUCAGUCGCAGAUGUCAACGGGAUUCCAGACGCGAGACGAUCCGCAAGUGGUGCGAAACUAUGGCAACCUGCUGAUAGAGUUCUCGAAGCUGACUCCGGACGGCAUCGUGGUCUUUUUCCCGUCCUAUCUCUACAUGGAGCGAGUCAUCUCUUCAUGGCAGUCGAUGGGCAUCCUUGACUCUGUGUGGAAGAGCAAGCUGAUCUUAGUGGAGACGCCUGACAGCCAAGAGACCUCGCUUGCCUUGGAAACAUACCGCACAGCCUGCAGCAAUGGCAGGGGUGCCGUGCUGCUCUGCGUCGCCCGGGGUAAAGUGUCCGAAGGGAUCGAUUUUGACCAUCACUACGGUCGCACUGUGCUUUGCAUCGGUGUCCCGUUCCAGUAUACGGAGUCUCGCAUCCUCAAAGCCCGUCUCGAGUUUCUACGCGAAACUUACCGCAUCCGGGAGAACGACUUCUUGUCAUUCGAUGCUAUGCGACAUUGUGCGCAGUGUCUCGGGCGUGUCUUACGAGGCAAAGAUGACUACGGCAUCAUGGUGAUGGCAGAUAAGCGAUUCGCAAAGAAGCGCACACAGCUGCCGAAGUGGAUCUCGAGUGCACUCCUGGAAUCUGACUCACAGAUGUCGGUGGACCAAGCCGUAGCUUCUGCAAAGAAGUUCUUAAAGGUGAUGAGUAAACCUUUUCCCGCAAGACUGCAGGAAGGCGUCAGCACAUGGAGCUAUGAGGAUCUUAUGGAGCACAAGCGGAAGAUGGAGUCGGAGAAGGAGCGCGAGGUGCGCAACGGGCAGGCAAACGGUGACGGGUAUCAUCUCCAUGGCGAUCAGAUCAUGGCGGAGGCGCAGGCUGUGGAGGACGAGAUGGAUAUUGACGAUGACAUGGACGCAGCGAUGUUGGAGCUGGACGCCGGCAGAGCAGCCUGAGGCCGCUGCAAGUGCUUCCUACCCAACCCUGUCAUCGACGAGCGUACAUUUCCGCCGACGAGAUGGCACCUUUCACGAGCCAUCGGUUAAUGCUCCACCACUAUGAGUGGCCCUUGAGCUUGCCAAGUGAUGGUUGCUUUAGCUUGAGAACGUGCAUCACCGUGCAUGCGAACACGGAAGCUUGUCGUGCUCGAGGUGAAAUCAGUCUCCCGCCAGUCAGCGCGAGCGGACCGAAAUGAGACUAGCGCUGCAAAUCUAGUGGGCGCCACCAAACGUACCUUCGCUGCACAUGCCCUCGAUCCUGGCUGGCACGCCUUCUGUAUCACUGACUUUUCUCGCUAAUCUGAUUCGCUGCGAGGCAGGAGUGCGUGCCUUUAUCGCAUGGCAACAAUGAACGUGGGGCCCUUUCCGCCGCAGCAGCCUGCAGGGUUUGCCUUUAACGCUCAGUCUUAUCCCUCCCUUUAUGGCGCCGCCUCACCUGGAAUUGCGCAAGCGCAGCA